UCUACUUAGCGUCCUCUUUCAAUUGGCGCCUGAACGUCAAGCGAAACUUUGAAGGAUUUGACAUUUAUUCGUGUUUCCCCUAACCAAUAUCAUGAUGCAGAGGGCACGUGCCAGCAUGGGCACGCCCAAGAGCUCCGGCGGCGGACGUCCAAGUGGCCAGUUCCGAGUGCCGCAGCUUACGGUCCAGCAGCACCUGAGAGCCCAGCAACAACAGGACUCGGAAGACGCGGACGUGGACGCCCUGGAUGAUGCACUGAUCUUUGACGAUGAGGAGGGUGGAACCCGCAUCGGCGAUAUAUAUAUCCCGCCUCCGAUACCGCCGCACUGCUCCAUGGAGAGCACAGGGCCGCGGUUGAUCAUCAAGAGGAUUGUGAACAGGAAUUUUAAGAGCUAUGCAGGGGAAGUGGAGCUGGGACCGUUCCACCAGAGCUUCACCGCCAUCAUUGGACCCAAUGGAAGUGGCAAGAGCAACGUCAUCGAUUCCAUGAUGUUUGUCUUCGGCUGCAGGGCAAACCGCAUCCGCUGCAAGAAGGUUUCCACCUUGAUUCACUCGUCCUCGCGAUUUCCCAAUGUGCGAAGUUGCUCCGUGGCCGUGCACUUCGAGCAGAUCGUGGACAAGGACGACGGAUCGUGCGAGUCUGUCCCAGACUCUGCCUUCGUCAUCGAACGUACCGCCAUGUCUGACAGCUCCUCCUAUUACCAAAUCAACGACAAGCGGGCCCAGCUGAAGGAUGUGGCCAAGCUUCUAAAGAAGCACCAUGUGGAUCUGGAGCACAACCGCUUCUUGAUCCUGCAGGGCGAGGUGGAGUCCAUUGCCAUGAUGAAGCCGAAAGGACUGGCGGAGAACGAAACCGGUAUGCUGGAGUACCUAGAGGAUAUUAUCGGCACACAGCGCUACAUCCGUCCGCUGCAACAGAUCAACCAAAGGGUGGACCAGCUCACGGAUGACCGCACAGAGAAGCACAAUCGCUGCAAGCUGGCUGAGCGCGAGAUGAAGGAUCUGGAGCAGCCGUACAACGAGGCCGUGGAUUACCUGAAAAAGGAGAACGAGGAGGUGCGCGUCAACUCCUGCAUCAUUCAAAAGCAAAUCAGCAUAAAGAAGGCCACGCUGGACCAGUACACGAAGCAGCACCAGUCCUGUGAGGAGGAGCUGAAGGCCCAUGAUGCAAGCAUCGAGGCCUUAAAUAAGGAAAGGACCGAGAAGGAGAACGUCAUUAGAAAGGAGAUUGAGGCCUACGAAUCUCUGGUUAAGAAGCGCGAACAAAUCAAGAAAAAGGUGGUGGCUGCCGAGAGAGCACGCACUGAGAUCCAGAGCAACAUGGAGAGCAUCAACAAGCAGAGGAAGAAGGACAAGGCGCAGAUCGAAAAGAACGAAACGGAGCUGGAGGAUCUGCACAAGCUGCCUGAGAAUAAUCAACGCGAAAUCGAGAAUUGCAACAAAAAGCUGGAGAGUCUGGAGAAGGAGAAGGUCACGCUGAAUGAAGAGCUGGAAAAGCAGCUUGCCAAGCUGAAGGAAAAGUCGGAGCCCCUAACCGAAAAACGCCUCAAGCUCAGUGACGAGUUGGUUGGCCUCAAAGAGAAAGUAAACGCAGCCAAGGCGGAACUCCAGGUAUUCGAGUCGCAACUGAAAAUCCUCAAGCAGGCAGAGACCACCGAGACUAGGAAGUAUCAAACCCUAAAGGACUCGUACGAGCAGUCCCAGAAGAGUCUCGAGGAGAAGCUAACCAAGGUUGAUGAGCUAAAGGAAAGCAUUCCACGCAUGCAAACGGAAAUAGCCACAAAGACAGCUGAGGUGGAAAAAAUGGUGCAUGAAGAGCGAAAUCUGUCCAUAAAAUGCAACAAACUGAGAACAGAGAUCAAUGAAAGGUCCAGCAACAUGCAGGCUCAGCGUUCCAACGACAAAGUCCUGGACUUUCUCAUGCGUCAAAAGAUGGAGGGCAAGAUCCCUGGCAUUCUGGGGCGCCUCGGCAACUUGGGCGGCAUCGAUGCCAAGUACGAUGUGGCCAUUUCCACUGCCUGUGGCCGCUUGGAUAAUAUUGUUACCGACAACUAUGACACAGCGGCGGCAGCCAUUGCUGCUCUGAAGAAGUACAACGUGGGCAGAGCCACCUUCAUCACGCUGGACAAGGUGGAGCACCUUCGUCGCGAGGCCACCUCCAGAAUUAAUACGCCCGAGAACGUGGCUAGAUUGUAUGAUCUUGUCCAGGUCGAGGACGAUCGCGUGAGGACCGCCUUCUACUUCUCUCUAAGGAACACCCUGGUGAGCGAGGAUCUAGAGCAAGGCACUCGCAUAGCUUACGGCAAGACUCGCUUCCGGGUGGUGACUCUGCGCGGUGAAAUGAUCGAGACCACGGGCACCAUGUCCGGUGGUGGAAAUCGUCCGAUACGGGGAAAAAUGGGAACACAGGUGCGCACCAAGACGGCAGCGGAAUCGGCAGACAGCUCGCAGAUAUCCCAGAAGGCGCUGGAAGACAUGCAGGUACAGGCGGAGGAAUUGCAGACGCGGAUUAACUACUGCCAGGAGCAGCAGGGCCGAUUGGAACGGGAGGUACACACUCUCAAGUUGAAUCAGCAGCGGGACGAGGCAGAGUGCAAGCGGCUGGCAGUGAGCAUCACCUCCUUGGAGCAGCAGAUGGCCAGUAAUCUUAAGCAGUGCGAGGCGCAGCGCCAGCGGAUGCUUAAAAAGACCACCGAUGAGGGGGCCGUCCGAGAGCGAGAGGAGCAGAUCGAGGCUGCCAAGCAGGAGCUGGAGCAGGCCCAGUUCGCUGAGCAGGCAGUGUCCAGCCAAAUCGAUGAAAUCCAGGCCAAGUACGAUGGCCUGCGAAACGACAACGUCAAGCCCGUGGAAGCGAAAAUCAAAAAGGUGGGCAGCCAGACAGAGAAGCUGGCCGCCACUGUGCGUUCCCUGAAUGUUGCACUGGCAACGGCCGAUCGCAAGAUAGAGAAGAUAACUGCCAACAAUACCAAUCUCCGGGAGACAAUCAAGGGGGCGGAAGAGAAAAUAACCACGCUGAACGAGGAGCGCAAGCAGUGCCAGGAAAAGGAGGAGGAACUGGAGAAGGAACUAAAGGAGGCGGAGGAGGCCAUCGGCAGCGCCAAAUCCCAAUCGUCGGACAUCAAAAAGCAAAUCGAUGAGUUGACCAGCCAGGAAAGCAAACUCAAAAUCGAGCGCAUCGAGCUGGGCAACAAGCUACAGGCAGCGACCGGUAAACUCAACGCCGUCAAGGCCGACAUACCCACACUGCAGGCCAAGCUAAAGCCAUUGAAGCUCAACGAAAUACCGGGAGAAACGGAACCCCAAGAGCCGCUCAAAGAGUACACCGAAGAAGAACUUGGGGCAGUCGACCUGGAUCACAAGGAAUUCGAGCAUACCAAACUAUUGGAGGAGCUCAGAAAGAAGCCCAACCUGGGCUGCAUCAAGGACUUCAACGAGAAGCGCAACAUUUACCUGGAGCGUGUGCGUGUCCUGGAGGAUAUUACCUCCAAGCGAAACGAGAUGCGCGACAAGUAUGAGGAGGUGCGCAAGCGUCGCUACAAGGAGUUCAUGGAUGGCUUCAGCAUUAUCACCAGGAAGCUCAAGGAAAUGUACCAAAUGAUUACGCUGGGCGGCGAUGCCGAGCUGGAGCUGGUCGACUCUAUGGAUCCAUUCACCGAGGGCGUCAAUUUCACAGUGCGUCCGCCGAAAAAGAGCUGGAAAUUCAUAUCGAAUCUCUCUGGCGGCGAGAAGACCUUAUCCUCGCUGGCCCUAGUGUUUGCCCUUCAUUAUUACAAGCCUUCGCCGCUGUACUUUAUGGACGAGAUAGAUGCAGCGCUGGACUUUAAGAAUGUGUCUAUUGUGGGUCACUACAUCAAGGAGCGCACCAAGAAUGCCCAAUUCAUUAUUGUGUCGCUGCGCGUGAACAUGUUCGAGUUGGCCAACUAUCUCGUGGGCAUCUACAAGGUAAACGACUGCACCGACUCCUGCACGCUGGUGAAUACUCCGCCCCAGCUGCCGGCCAGCACGCAGCAAUCAAGGAUGCUAGGUGGCAAUAAUACACAGGACUCGUUUAUGAUAACCGAAAGCGAGGAUAACCACCAAUUGGAGAGUCAGCAGGCAUCGCAACAACUGACUCAGGCCGGCAGGGAGACCACCUUUGCCCCGCCCAUGGACAGCACCGGAAUAAACGAUACGCCAGCACCACCACGACCUUCGCAGGAGCCAGUACCGCAGGGUAGAGACACGACCUUCGCACCGCCCAUGGAGAGCACCGCCAUUGAAACACCGAAUGUUACACUGCAAAACCCUGCCCACAGCUCGCCGCCUACGAUUAAUGCUUAAUUUUAAGACGCCAGGCCAAGCUCACUACGAUGUAUUAUCUUAUUUUUAGUAAACACCGAUCGAACAAACUGUACAUCUCGAUACCAUUUAAAACAUAAAAAAAACUUUUCAUAUAUUUGAAACUAA
Messenger RNA from Drosophila kikkawai, 4444 nucleotides. RefSeq names its product structural maintenance of chromosomes 4-like protein gluon (gene glu). Lineage: Eukaryota; Metazoa; Arthropoda; Insecta; Diptera; Drosophilidae. Gene Ontology annotation, cellular component: condensin complex; chromosome. Gene Ontology annotation, molecular function: ATP binding; protein binding; ATP hydrolysis activity. Gene Ontology annotation, biological process: mitotic chromosome condensation. The record is from RefSeq and is a predicted model, not a curated record.